AAUUAUUUUUUACUGCUAUAAACAAGAAGCAGUUAACGAAAAUGAAUGUGAUUCAUCCUUCUCACCAAAAAGUGAAAUACUUGUGGUUUUUUUAUGACUUUAUUGAAAAAACAUUUAUUUAAAAUUUCUUGUUGUCUUAUUUUCCGUCUUCAAAAUAUCUUCUAAAUGAGUAAGCAAAAUCUUUCUGGUAAUGUUUAUGAAAUAUCAAAGUCACAUGUUAGAGACAAAGAAAUCAACAUCGCUGAGAGCUUUGCAUCACACCUUUUAGAAUAUCAUCAAAUAAGCUAUGCAGACAUAAGUAAACAUUCUGAUAAAAAUGUGCGCAUCUUGAAUGGAAAGCAAAAAAUCAAUGUUGUACCUUUAAAAUCACUUCGUUGGCAAAAUAGAAGCAAAACAAGAACUUUAAAUGAAAAUUCAUCUGAUGAGGAUAAUGAUGGUGAUGAUGAAGGUGAUCAAGCUCCUCAGACAUCUGCAUCAGAAAGAGUAAAGUUUAUCUUAGGGUACAGUGAAAAAGAAGAUGGAAAACCUCAUGAGAACCCUCAACUUUUUACAGAGCUUGAAGAGUUAUUUGUUUAUGUUGAUGGCAAUGAAGAAUGGAAAGAAACAGCACGAUGGUUUAAAUAUGAAGAAGAUGUAGAAGAAAGUGGAGAUAGAUGGAGCAAGCCACGCGUUGCAGCUAUUUCACUUUACAGCUUACUAGAGCUUAGGAGUUCUUUAAUGGCUGGUACAGUAAUUCUUGACAUGGAUGCAAGUACACUACCAGAUAUAACUAGCAACCUUCUAAGCAAUCUUGUGGCAAACAACAAACUUGAUGAAUGCGUUAAAGAUAAAGUUCAAGAAACACUUCUUCGAAAACACCAUCAUCACAAAGGCAACAGUUUUCGAAGAAAUCUCAGUAAUAUUAUAAGUAGGCGAUCAUCGCGACCAAUACAUAGUAACAUAUCAUUAUCUAGCAAGUUAAAUCUUUAUGCAAAUUUACCUUCUGCGCAGUUGAAAAUGCAGCAUUUUGAUAGUCACUCUGAUGUAUCUUCAGUUCAGAUAAAAACAUGUCAUGAUAAUGACACAUGUAAAGAGUUUUCUUUAACAGAAACUCAAUAUCAUAAAAAAAGCUAUCCAAGUUUAACGCAUACAACAACUGAAUCAAGUUUUAUAUCAGUUUGUAAUCAAAGGGUCUCAAUACAGGGUCAUCUUGUUUAUCCUUCCCCAGGAAAUGACUCUGAUGCAGAUGCAAAUGAGAAACCAUCUCGAUUGAAGAAUUUGCUUUCACCUAAUGCAGAAGCAUCCAGCAUUUUAGUUGGUGAAGUUGAUUACUUAUUACAACCUGUCACAGCGUUUAUUCGCCUUCAUAAUAGCUCACUGAUUAGAGAUCUUACAGAAGUUUCAAUUCCUACUAGAUUUUUGUUUAUUAUGUUAGGACCACGACUAAGCUAUGGGAAUUACCAUGAAAUUGGACGUGCAAUAUCCACAUUGAUGUCAAAUGAUAUUUUCCAUGAUGUGGCGUACAAAGCAAAAUCUAAAGAAGAUCUUAUUACAGGAAUUGAUGCAUUUUUAGAACAGGUUACUGUUAUUCCACCUGGUAAUUGGGAUAUAUCAGUCAGAAUUGAACCUCAAUUAAACAAUCAACACAAGGAAUCUAAGCGGUUGUUAUCAGAAUCCAACAAAGCAGAAAUUUCCAUUGAUCAACUUGGAAGCGUUGGUUCUACUUCCUUAGCAUCUGACUUAGCAACAGAAGAAAAUAGUAGCUCUAACACAGGAAAGCACUCAGUUAUUGGAAAACAGUGUAGUGGAUUGGUAUCUGAUUUGUGUGCAAGGAAAAAGCGUACAAAUGAUAUUAAAGAUGGUUUAAACAUAAAAUGUGUUGCUGCUUCAAUAAAUAUUUACUUGCUUCUAUUAGCUUUUAUAGCAACAGUUGGAGAUCACGAAAAAAAAACUACUAAUAAUUUCAUAGGUGUGCGUGAACAUUUGUUAUCAUUUGGUAUUAAUGGCCUGUUAUUUGCUUUGUUUGGUGGUCAGCCUAUGUUGGUUAUGUGCUAUACUCUCCCCAUCAUGGUAUUUGAUAAGCUUUUAUUCUUAGUUUCUCAAGAUUUGGACUUUGAGUUCUUAUCUUUAAGACUAUGGGUUGGCAUAUGGACAGCUAUUUUCUUAAUAGGUUGUGUUAUUCUCAACGUUUCUACUUGUAUUCAAUACUUGACACAGUUUACAUUAGACAUUUUUGCUGUUGUGCAACCUCUGGUUUUACUGGGGUAUGCUGCAUAUUAUAUAAGCAUCAUGGUUAUAGAUGUAUCUAAUAGUCCUGGUAUGUUUGUUAAUCAAAGUUGUUUUUGCUUACACAACUUCUCAGACUCUAAUGUUAUAAAUCUUUUUAUAAAUAAAACUGAAAUUAUGGAUAAUAUACACUUUCGUGAUUGCGUUGGCAAUGGUAUGAAACUAAUCGGGAAUGCUUGCAAUCAUGGUGUUUCUUCGCUAACUUUGCUUGUGCUUGUUGUAUCCAUUUUUUUAGUCCUUAUUUUGGCAUCUUUUCAGCAUUUUGGCUGCUUUCCUAAAUUGAUUCACAGAUUUCUUCACGAUUUUUCAUCCCUGAUCACUGUUUUUGUGGCAUCAAUGUUUGUAAAUCAGUUUUCAGUUAAUAUUUUGUAUAUGCAAGUACCAAAGCAUUUUCACCCUGAAGGUGCUAGAACAUCUUGGGUUGUACCCUUUUUUGGUUCAAAUCAGAUUUGGAGCAUAUGUGUGGCUAUUAUUCCAGCAAUAUUUUUCACAAUCUUGCUAUUUAGUGAGCACCAGCUUGCUAGCUACUAUGUACAGAAACAAUUUAUGCUAAAGAAGAGUUGUGGCUAUCAUCUUGAUCUUCUUGUUGUAGUUUUUGGUGUUCUUUUAUCUUCUAUUCUUGGCUUACCUUUUACAGUGACAUCUGUUAUAUUAUCUGUCAAUAAGAUCAGAUCAUUAAUUGUGAUAAAACCAUCAUUAGAUCAUUAUGGAGGUUGUAAGGAAAUCAGGGAGCAGCGAGUGACUGCUGUGUUGGUUUGCUGUCUUUUACUACUAACACCUUUAAUGCAGCCUUUGAUUAAAUUCAUUCCUUUAUCUGUGCUCUAUUCAAUCUUUAUAGUGGCUAUGUGUAAAGUCUUCAUCAAUAAUAUUUUUGUAAAGCGUUUCAAGUUUUUGUUUGUUUCCAAUCAUCAUAAUGAAGAAGUCUAUUUGCGACAAGUUCCACUAAUUAGCACCAAUAUAUUAACGUUAGUUCAAGCAAUAUGUGUAGCUGUUUUGUGUGCAGUGCGAGCAUCAAUUGCUGCCUUUUCAUUCCCUUUUGCAAUAAUCUUUGUUAUGGUAGUUCGGUUUGUACUUGAGUUUAUUUUGCCAGAACAAGAUUUGCAGUUACUUGAUGGGCCAAGGCUUCGAUUUUCUUGUUUUCAAAGGAAAUCUGACAGCUACUCACAUCUAAUAUUAGAUUCAGAGCAAGGAAUUGCGCUGGAUGUACAGGAUGCUGGAUUACUUUCACAUCCAAGUAAAAUGAUUAUCGAUAUUGGAGACGAGUUGGCGAAGACAGCAGCGUGGAAGCAGCUUACAUGUCACACUAAAAAUUCUUUAGAUUCAAAAAACUUUCCAAAUACAAGUAGUGGGGAAAGUGGUUCCAGACGGCGUAGAAGGCGAAGCCGUGGUUCUUUAACAAAAAAUAAAGAUGGAAAAGAAUGUGUUGCGUUAAAUACAAAUAAUAGAGCAUCUCGUAAAGAUUCCAAGAAUUCAAAAUCCGAUUAUUUAACAGAACAAUCAUCACAAAGUGAUAUCUCAAAUGGUAAGCGCAGUCGGAAAAAAAGUAAAAAUACUAAAGAUCAAUUACCUCCUUGGGAACAGCCUAUUGGAUCACCUCCAAGAAAAGAUUUAGGUCUACUAGAGAUUUUUGAAGAUGCUUUAAGUAUUGAUCCGGCUUGUACCAGAACAGACUCUCCUAUUCCCGCUUGUCCUGUAAUAAAACUUGAAAAUCAAAAGGAUCAAGUAACGAAUUCUCCCACACCAGAAACAUUCACCUUAAAAUGAUUACCGCUUGUUAAGUGUUUUUCCUACUUUCUAGUCUGGUUGCCACACUUUCCUACAUUUUAGCCUGAUGGCCUCACUGUCCGAUGAAUGAAUAGUUGGAACGAGUGAGAAAUGCUAGUGAUUAUUUUGAUCUUGUUGAACAGGAAUAGUUAGUUUUAAAAUGAAAUUAGUUCUAUUUUAGUUAUUUGUCAAAUUAUUAUUUAAAAGUUACCAUAAUUAAUAAUAAUUUGAACCUAUUUAUAUAAUUAUUUAUAAAAUUAUUUAUAUAAGUUAUACAAACACAUAUUUAUAUAGAAGAUGCAUAAAUUUUUAAAUAAAAAAAAGUUUUAA
This is a messenger RNA of Hydra vulgaris (swiftwater hydra), 4359 nucleotides long. RefSeq names its product sodium bicarbonate cotransporter 3. Lineage: Eukaryota; Metazoa; Cnidaria; Hydrozoa; Anthoathecata; Hydridae. The record is from RefSeq and is a predicted model, not a curated record. Gene Ontology annotation, cellular component: plasma membrane. Gene Ontology annotation, biological process: transmembrane transport; monoatomic anion transport; regulation of intracellular pH. Gene Ontology annotation, molecular function: sodium:bicarbonate symporter activity; solute:inorganic anion antiporter activity; monoatomic anion transmembrane transporter activity.